UUUCUGACAGGUGCUCCCAGACAUAGAGGUGCCAGCCACGGUCCCGGGCCCCAUUAGCGCCAUGGGCAGUGGCUGCCGCAUCGAAUGCAUAUUCUUCAGCGAGUUCCACCCCACGCUGGGACCCAAGAUCACCUAUCAGGUCCCCGAGGACUUCAUCUCCAGGGAGCUGUUUGACACCGUCCAGGUGUACAUCAUCACCAAGCCAGAGCUGCAGAACAAGCUCAUCACUGUCACAGCCAUGGAGAAGAAACUGAUUGGCUGCCCCGUGUGCAUCGAGCACAAGAAGUACAGCCGCAAUGCCCUGCUCUUUAACCUGGGCUUCGUGUGUGAUGCCCAGGCCAAGACCUGUGCCCUUGAGCCCAUCGUCAAAAAGCUGGCAGGCUAUCUGACCACACUGGAGCUAGAGAGCAGCUUCGUGUCCACGGAGGAGAGCAAGCAGAAGUUGGUGCCCAUCAUGACCAUCUUGCUGGAGGAGCUAAAUGCCUCAGGCCGGUGCACUCUGCCUAUCGAUGAGUCCAACACCAUCCACUUGAAGGUGAUUGAGCAGCGGCCUGACCCUCCUGUGGCCCAGGAGUAUGAUGUACCUGUCUUUACCAAGGACAAGGAGGAUUUCUUCAACUCACAGUGGGACCUCACCACACAACAGAUCCUGCCCUACAUUGAUGGUUUCCGCCACGUCCAGAAGAUCUCAGCCGAGGCAGACGUAGAGCUCAACCUGGUGCGCAUUGCCAUCCAGAACCUGCUGUACUAUGGCGUUGUGACACUGGUGUCCAUCCUCCAGGCCCCUGUGCCUCCUGCUACCCUCCAGUACUCCAAUGUAUACUGCCCGACACCCAAGGUCCAGGACCUGGUAGAUGACAAGUCCCUGCAGGAGGCAUGUCUAUCCUACGUGACCAAGCAAGGGCACAAGAGGGCCAGUCUCCGGGAUGUGUUCCAGCUGUACUGCAGCCUGAGCCCUGGCACUACUGUGAGAGAUCUCAUUGGCCGCCACCCCCAACAGCUGCAGCACGUUGAUGAACGGAAGCUGAUCCAGUUUGGGCUUAUGAAGAACCUCAUCCGACGACUACAGAAGUAUCCUGUGCGGGUGUCUCGGGAGGAGCGGAGCCACCCUGCCAGGCUUUACACAGGCUGCCACAGCUACGAUGAGAUCUGCUGCAAGACAGGCAUGAGCUAUCAGGAGCUGGAUGAACGGCUGGAAAAUGACCCCAAUAUCAUCAUCUGCUGGAAGUGAGGCUGGUGAGGGCUGGACCAGGCACACAGCUGUGACUGCUGUCUCCUGCUAAGCCCUGCCUGGUGCGUGAGGGCUAGACCAGCAAACUAGCCCAUACUGCCUUAAGGUUGAUGCACACUUCUGUAAAUAAAGUCAUCCAUUUCAACCUA
This is a messenger RNA of Camelus dromedarius (Arabian camel), 1380 nucleotides long. RefSeq names its product NPR2 like, GATOR1 complex subunit (gene NPRL2). Lineage: Eukaryota; Metazoa; Chordata; Mammalia; Artiodactyla; Camelidae. Gene Ontology annotation, molecular function: GTPase activator activity. Gene Ontology annotation, cellular component: GATOR1 complex; vacuolar membrane. The coding region runs from base 62 to 1231 and encodes 389 amino acids. Gene Ontology annotation, biological process: positive regulation of autophagy; cellular response to amino acid starvation; negative regulation of TORC1 signaling. The record is from RefSeq and is a predicted model, not a curated record. The transcript has 11 exons.